AUGCAAAGUGUAUUCAUCAGGACGUUUACCACUUCAAGAAUACAGUUUCAGCGGUACCAGCCACGUUUUGUUAAUACCAUUAAGGAAACGGUCAAGUCAGCACAAGAAAAGUCGUACAGUAUUACAAGACCGUUGGGGUUGUCAAAACCAGUUUUGUUAAAUCAUAAAUUGUCAGACACAUACUCAUUAUCCAAUAUAUAUGAAGAGUUGUUUGGUCAGAAAUCCAAAGAGCGAAGACAGAAACAACUAGACUACGAUUUAAAACACUCGCCGAUUUAUGAAGUGAAAUCAUUUGAGAAUACAAAGGGGAAAAUAUUUACUCCUCCUGUAUCGUACUUUCGACAAGACAAAUCUUUGUAUUUCCCAGAUUUUAUAGCGAAGACAUUGGCUGGUAGUAAGAGAAGUUUGUAUGACUCUUUGGACAAUAGAUUGAGCAUUGUCAAAUUGUUUUCUUCUGUUGCCGGUGAACAAUGUACUCGCUCGUACUUUAAGGUGGAAAACAAAGAUUACUAUUCCCAGGAUUAUGAUACCUUUGUGGAGGAAUAUCCCCGUACCCAGAUACUUGAUGUGAAUAUGCCGCAGAGUUGGAUCAAGGGAUUUGUGACAAACUUGAGCACAGGAAAUUUAAAAAAGUCUUUGAAGCCGGCUCUGAGAUACGAGAAUUAUUUUAUCUUGCCGGGCCAUAUAAUGUCAGCAGAAAUUAGAGAGCAAUUGUACUGUGAUAACCAGUGUUCAGGGUAUAUCUAUAUUGUUGACUCGAUGGGGAAGAUAAGAUGGGCAACCAGUGGGUACGCAACUCCUGAAGAUUUGAAAUUGAUGUGGAAGGUUGUGAAAGGGGUGCAAAGAGAAAUGACAAAGUAA
Molecule: messenger RNA, 861 nt
Organism: Candida dubliniensis CD36
Lineage: Eukaryota; Fungi; Ascomycota; Pichiomycetes; Serinales; Debaryomycetaceae
Exons: 1
Coding region: 1-861 (286 amino acids)
Biological process (GO): mitochondrial proton-transporting ATP synthase complex assembly
Cellular component (GO): mitochondrial inner membrane
Source: RefSeq, a predicted model, not a curated record